UAGUGCCACACCAGCACAAUAAAAAAGGAUACUGAAGCUCAAACUCUAAAAUUAAUAAACUUUUCACGUUUUUUAGGUACACAACAUUCACCAUAAAUCUUUACAGUGAAUAAAUAAUAUCGCCUUUACACUGUAUGAGUCUACUACACUGAAAAUGGCAGAUGAUGAGCAGGAUCCUAAAGAAUACCGGUGGGAGACAGGUUAUGAGAAAACAUGGGAGGCUAUCAAAGAAGAUGAAGAUGGUCUUGUGGAGGGUCUGGUGGCAGAGUUUGCUCAAAAGGCUGCACGGAAGGCGGUCGUGCCUCGCCGUGGACCCAUACGUCUUGGCAUGAUGAGACAUUUACUUGUUGCUAUAGACUGCUCUGAGGCUAUGACCUCACAGGAUUUGAAGCCAAUGAGAUUUCUUUGCACUUUGAAGUUGCUGGAGAAAUUCGUUGAAGAGUUUUUUGAUCAAAACCCACUAAGUCAGCUGGGCAUCAUAGCUAUGAAGAACAAAAGAGCAGAGAAGGUGACAGAGCUGUCUGGAAAUGUUAGGAAACACAUAAAAGCUGUACAAGGUUUGUCAAACCUAACUUUGACUGGAGAGCCGUCUUUACAAAAUACUCUUGAAUUGGCAGGCAGGAUACUCAGGCCUCUGCCCGGUCAUGCCUCCCGGGAACUUCUUGUGCUAUUUGCUUCUCUCACUACUUGUGAUCCUAGUGAUAUUAAUACUACUAUACAGACUCUCAAAACAGAUGGGAUACGAUGUUCUGUGAUUGGUCUGGCAGCUGAAGUACGAAUUUGUAAGAAAUUAUGCCAGGACACUGGUGGCAAAUAUGGGGUGGUUUUAGAUGAUGUCCAUUACCGAUCAUUGCUGUUAGAACAAACAUCGCCGCCGGCUCGAGCGCGGGCCCUCGACGCGGGGUUGGUCAAGAUGGGGUUCCCCUAUACGCCGCCCCCGGAACAACCCGAUGCGGACCCGCCCAUCACUGUGUGCAUGUGCCACGUGGAGGAGGGCGAGGGCGUGGGCGGCGAGGGCCACCUGUGCCCGCAGUGCCGCAGCAAGUACUGCUCGCUGCCCGCGCAGUGCCGCACCUGCGGGCUGACGCUCGCUUCUGCGCCGCAUCUUGCCAGAUCAUAUCACCAUCUAUUUCCUGUGGAGCCGUAUGAAGAGUUGACUAAUGAGGGUCAGGCACAGUAUUGUUUCUCCUGUUUGAGAUCCUUCACUGAUUUAGAUAAACAGAUAUACCGUUGCAGUCGCUGCAUUGAACACUACUGCUGGGAGUGUGAGAGCGUGAUAUCCAGUACACUGCACGUGUGCCCGGGCUGCGCCUCCCGCCCUCACCUCUACCAGCGCUUACCAGAGACUUCGUGACGUUUGGGAAGCAAAGUCGUCGUGGCAAUCGAGGUGGGGACGCCCCGCACACCCGCACUAACCUGGUGCAGGAUAGCGCGGGUGACGUGGCGACCCGUUAAUUUAGAUUUUAGGCUUUAGUUCUGGGCUGGAUGAAAAGUAUUUGAAAACCAUUUUAAAAAUCAUCAAUUUUUCCACGUUUUAAUGACUAUACAAUAUUGUUAAAUAAUAAUAAAAGAUGAUUGGCAAAUGAAACAGAAAAUAUCAUUCGA
This is a messenger RNA of Maniola jurtina (meadow brown), 1605 nucleotides long. Its product is annotated as general transcription factor IIH subunit 2-like. Gene Ontology annotation, cellular component: transcription factor TFIIH core complex; transcription factor TFIIH holo complex. The transcript has 10 exons. Gene Ontology annotation, biological process: regulation of transcription by RNA polymerase II; nucleotide-excision repair; DNA-templated transcription. Lineage: Eukaryota; Metazoa; Arthropoda; Insecta; Lepidoptera; Nymphalidae. The coding region runs from base 155 to 1354 and encodes 399 amino acids. Gene Ontology annotation, molecular function: zinc ion binding. The record is from RefSeq and is a predicted model, not a curated record.